AUGCAAAAUAUGUCAGUUAGCCAUAGCAAAACCUUACAGUCUGAGCUUAGUAGUUGGUGCAGGGAAGAGGGCAUCGACAAAACACAUGCCGUGUUAUUAACUGGUGUACCUACUGAGACAGAGGCAGCCUUUAUAGAAGAGGUUGCACAAAAAGUUAAAGUGUUUGGCCGAGUAAGAGUCAGAGACACUAGAUUAGGGCCAAAACCCCAUACCUUAAUGAUAUUAUGUGAGUGUAGGGGAGUUGUUGACCCCAGUAGUGCGCUAACUGAACUGCCGCCAGUACAGGGAGCUGCUCCAUGGAAGGUUGUCAUGACCUCUAAAAAUGACUCACCAACAGACCCAAACAAGUUCACUGCCAAACUAUCACUGUUCCUUAGUGGGGAUGGGAAGUCAUUGACUGAUGUACAAGCCCUCUUAACCCUGAGUAGUCCAGACCCUUGUUCUCCUGAAGCCAUAAUCAGGGCUAUGGGAAAAGUGUUGAACAAAGUGCAUAAAAGUUCCAGUGAUGGCACUGCUUAUCGGAAGUUGCGCACUUUCUCUGGUCUAAUUCCAACUCCCCAAGGGGAUGAAAAUGUAGAGGGGUGGAUAGACCAGGCUUGGAUGAUGAUCCAAGAAUGUGAAUGCUCCGACAAAGAGAAAAGGAGACGCAUCAUUGAAAGUCUAAAGGGCCCUACUCUAGAAAUUAUCAAAGCCGUCCAGUUUUCCAGCCUGGACGCCAACUCAUUGCAGUAUCUGGAAGCUUUAUAA
Molecule: messenger RNA, 747 nt
Organism: Myxocyprinus asiaticus (Chinese sucker)
Lineage: Eukaryota; Metazoa; Chordata; Actinopteri; Cypriniformes; Catostomidae
Product: paraneoplastic antigen Ma1 homolog
Exons: 1
Coding region: 1-747 (248 amino acids)
Source: RefSeq, a predicted model, not a curated record